This is a messenger RNA of Piliocolobus tephrosceles (Ugandan red Colobus), 7221 nucleotides long. RefSeq names its product PHD finger protein 20 like 1 (gene PHF20L1). The transcript is spliced from 21 exons. The record is from RefSeq and is a predicted model, not a curated record. Gene Ontology annotation, biological process: regulation of transcription by RNA polymerase II. The coding region runs from base 346 to 3417 and encodes 1023 amino acids. Lineage: Eukaryota; Metazoa; Chordata; Mammalia; Primates; Cercopithecidae. Gene Ontology annotation, cellular component: NSL complex.
AGGCCCGCUUCCGGCACGUCGCGGGCGGCUGACGUCGCCGGGGCCCGGCGUCGCGUCAGGGCUGGCCGGCGGCGGAGGCGGUGGCGGCGGCGAUGGCAGCGGACCCUGAGCGAGCUUGAGGGCUCGGACCCAGCUCCCUCCCGCGAAACCUUGGGCCGAUCCGGCGCUGCGGCCCCAGCUCGCUCCGCUCCUGCUCCCUCCCCGGCCGCUGCCUGGGCGGAGGCAGAGGGAGAGGCCCGGGCUGGCCGCCCUGCUCGUACCCCAGCUCGGCCCCGGACGGCCCGGCUGCUGUGCAGAGAGGAGGCCGAGUCGUGAAAAGAGAAUACUGAAGAAUAGGAUCUCAAGAUGAGUAAAAAGCCCCCAAAUCGCCCUGGAAUCACUUUUGAGAUUGGUGCUCGUUUGGAGGCACUGGACUACUUACAAAAAUGGUAUCCAUCACGAAUUGAAAAAAUUGACUAUGAGGAGGGCAAGAUGUUGGUCCAUUUUGAGCGCUGGAGUCAUCGUUACGAUGAGUGGAUUUACUGGGAUAGCAAUAGAUUGCGACCCCUUGAGAGACCGGCACUAAGAAAAGAAGGGCUAAAAGAUGAGGAAGAUUUCUUUGAUUUUAAAGCUGGAGAAGAAGUUCUGGCUCGUUGGACAGACUGUCGCUAUUACCCUGCCAAGAUUGAAGCAAUUAACAAAGAAGGAACAUUUACAGUUCAGUUUUAUGAUGGAGUAAUUCGUUGUUUAAAAAGAAUGCACAUUAAAGCCAUGCCCGAGGAUGCUAAGGGGCAGUUUCUGUUCCAGGUGAAAUCCCAGCAUCCACUAAGCUGGUGUUGUCCUAUCGACCCAGCUGGAUCGUGUAACCAGUCUAUGGGAAGUGAGGAUUGGAUAGCUUUAGUCAAAGCAGCUGCUGCAGCUGCAGCCAAGAACAAAACAGGGAGUAAACCUCGAACCAGCGCUAACAGCAAUAAAGAUAAGGAUAAAGAUGAGAGAAAGUGGUUUAAAGUACCUUCAAAGAAGGAAGAAACUUCAACUUGUAUAGCCACACCAGACGUAGAGAAGAAGGAAGAUCUGCCUACAUCUAGUGAAACAUUUGUAGGACUUCAUGUAGAGAACGUUCCAAAGAUGGUCUUUCCACAGCCAGAGAGCACAUUAUCAAACAAGAGGAAAAAUAAUCAAGGCAACUCAUUUCAGGCAAAGAGAGCUCGACUUAACAAGAUUACUGGUUUGUUGGCAUCCAAAGCUGUUGGGGUGGAUGGUGCUGAAAAAAAGGAAGACUGCAAUGAAACAGCUCCAAUGCUGGAGCAGGCGAUUUCACCUAAACCUCAAAGUCAGAAAAAAAAUGAAGCUGACAUUAGCAGUUCUGCCAACACUCAGAAACCUGCACUGUUAUCCUCAACUUUGUCUUCAGGGAAGGCUCGCAGCAAGAAAUGCAAACAUGAAUCUGGAGAUUCUUCUGGGUGUAUAAAACCCCCUAAAUCACCACUUUCCCCAGAAUUAAUACAAGUCGAGGAUUUGACGCUUGUAUCUCAGCUUUCUUCUUCAGUGAUAAAUAAAACUAGUCCUCCACAGCCUGUGAAUCCCCCUAGACCUUUCAAGCAUAGUGAGCGGAGAAGAAGAUCUCAGCGUUUAGCCACCUUACCCAUGCCUGAUGAUUCUGUAGAAAAGGUUUCUUCUCCCUCUCCAGCCACUGAUGGGAAAGUAUUCUCCAUCAGUUCUCAAAAUCAGCAAGAAUCUUCAGUACCAGAGGUGCCUGAUGUUGCACAUUUGCCACUUGAGAAGCUGGGACCCUGUCUCCCUCUUGACUUAAGUCGUGGUUCAGAAGUUACAGCACCAGUAGCCUCAGAUUCCUCUUACCAUAAUGAAUGUCCCAGGGCAGAAAAAGAGGAUACACAGAUGCUUCCAAAUUCUUCUUCCAAAGCUAUAGCUGAUGGAAGAGGAGCUCCAGCAGCAGCAGGAAUAUCGAAAACUGAAAAAAAAGUGAAAUUGGAAGAAAAAAGCUCAACAGCAUUUGGUAAGAGAAAAGAAAAGGAUAAGGAAAGAAGAGAGAAGAGAGACAAAGAUCACUACAAACCAAAACAGAAGAAGAAGAAAAAAAAGAAAAAGAAAUCUAAGCAGCAUGACUAUUCAGACUAUGAAGACAGUUCCCUCGAAUUUUUGGAAAGGUGCUCUUCUCCACUAACUCGAUCUUCUGGGAGUUCUCUGGCUCCACGAAGCAUGUUUACGGAGAAAACUACAACCUAUCAGUACCCAAGGGCAAUUCUGUCCGUUGAUCUUAGUGGUGAAAACUUAUCAGAUGUAGACUUCCUAGAUGAUUCUUCAACGGAGAGUUUGCUUCUGAGUGGGGAUGAAUACAAUCAGGACUUUGAUUCAACCAAUUUUGAGGAAUCUCAGGAUGAGGAUGAUGCUCUUAAUGAAAUUGUGCGAUGUAUUUGUGAGAUGGAUGAGGAGAAUGGCUUCAUGAUCCAGUGUGAAGAGUGCUUGUGCUGGCAACACAGCGUGUGCAUGGGGCUGCUGGAGGAGAGCAUUCCAGAGCAGUACAUCUGCUAUAUCUGCCGGGACCCACCGGGUCAGAGGUGGAGUGCAAAAUACCGCUAUGAUAAGGAGUGGUUGAAUAAUGGGAGAAUGUGCGGGUUAUCAUUUUUCAAAGAAAAUUAUUCUCAUCUCAAUGCCAAAAAAAUAGUUUCUACGCAUCACCUGCUUGCUGAUGUCUAUGGUGUUACAGAAGUGCUACACGGGCUACAGCUAAAGAUUGGAAUACUAAAGAAUAAACGUCAUCCUGACCUUCAUCUCUGGGCUUGUUCUGGGAAGCGAAAAGACCAAGAUCAAAUAAUAGCUGGGGUAGAGAAAAAAGUAGCACAAGAUACAGUUAAUCGAGAAGAAAAGAAAUAUGUACAGAACCAUAAAGAACCACCUCGUUUGCCCCUAAAAAUGGAAGGAACUUAUAUAACAAGUGAGCACAGCUAUCAAAAGCCACAGAGUUUUGGUCAGGACUGUAAAUCUCUCGCAGACCCUGGGAGCUCAGAUGAUGAUGAUGUUAGUAGUUUGGAAGAAGAACAAGAAUUCCACGUGAGAAAUAAAAACCGUUUACAGUACUCAGCAAAACAACACGGAAUGCCUGAAAAGAAGAAUCCAGCUGAAGGGAAUACAGUAUUUGUUUAUAAUGAUAAAAAGGGUACUGAAGACCCAGGAGACUCACAUCUUCAGUGGCAGCUCAAUCUCCUUACACACAUAGAAAAUGUGCAGAAUGAAGUUACCAGCAGGAUGGACCUAAUCGAAAAAGAAGUCGAUGUUCUGGAAAGCUGGCUUGAUUUCACAGGGGAGUUGGAGCCACCAGAUCCUCUUACAAGAUUGCCCCAACUUAAACGCCACAUAAAGCAGCUCCUAAUUGACAUGGGCAAAGUACAGCAGAUAGCAACUCUUUGCUCUGUAUGACAACAGUGAACACUUAAUGAAAGAAUGUGGCUUUCUUCAGUCAAAUCAUUUUUAUUAUCCACAUGACAGCUAAGUGGAUAAUUUAAAAGCUUAGUAAUGUCUGGUCAUUCACUGAUUUGUGAUGUCAAUAGGAUGGCACCUUGGAAAGAAAAAUGAAGAACAACUUUAUCAAGGAAGCUAGUAUUUAAAAACAAAUUCAUGAGCAAGCUGCAAAUGAGAAUGUGUUAUAUGCCAAGGAACAAUGAAGUAGAAUAUAAUGUAUACUAAGGGAUUUCAAGUUGGCAGAAUUUUUGAGUAGUUGCUUACAUGAAGCUCAAGAUACCUGUAGAAAGAAAUAUGGUAUAUUUAUAUAGUUUUUAAUAGAAAGAUCUACAUUUAUAAACCAGCACUUGGCCAAAAACAAAAUUGUAAAGGAAAUUUAAAUUCUGGAGAAUUCUACAGGGUUGCUCCAAGAACUGUCUUCUCAGCAGUUGAUCCAGCUGUACGGAAAUUUAGGGUAUUUAAACUUACAGGAUCAUGAGCUGUUUCUUGGGCGAUGAAUGUUCUUGAUCAGAAAACUGACAGUAGAAGUCUCACUUCUGGGGAAAACAGUUGUGGAAUUCUUACUUCAUUAUGAAUGUAUUUAAAAAACAAACACCAAAUAAUUGGAAUAUAUUGCAGGCAUUAAGCUCAUUAAAAACAAACUGGCUUGCAGAAGGGUCCGAUGUGCCAAGUGAUCAUGAUUCUGCUGGAAAGAGGAUUUUAAAUAUUGUGGGAGUUCUCCCACCCUAAGUCUUAUAUAAUGCCACCAGUCCAUCCAAAAGCUAUGUAUCACCUAUACUAUAUAUAUCAUAUAUAUAGUUGAAUGGCAGUAUUCAGGCUCAACAUACAGUUUGAUCCUGAGUAUGCUUGGUGUUUGCCUUCAGAAAAAAAAAAAUUGUAAAUAACCUCAGCUGGGAUGAGGAGUGACAGAAGUAUCAAAAUAAUUUGUGACUGUGGAUUUUUUUAACUGCUAGUAGUGGAAUACUGGAAAAGCUUCAUUUCUGAAGAUGAAUUUUAUUUUUAAAAAAUACAUGCACACUCAAAACUUUUAGCUUUGAUCACAAAUGGACAAAUUUCUGAAACCAAAAGCAACUAAGUUGCUGUGUUAUGCUCUUGCUGGAUUUUGAGCCUAGGUCCUACUGUCUGCCAGUACUCAUGUGAGUUGUAUGCGCCCCCAGUGCUACAUACGCAGGUAUGCGUAAGUGUGUAUGCUUGUUUUAAACAAACACUCAACGUACAUAUGUACAUAAUCUACACAUAUUUAUAUCACAUAUCUAGUUUUAUUACUAUAGACUAUACGAAUUGGUGGUUAACAUGAAAUGUUACCUUUUAACAGACUGUUUUUAAAAAUUAAAAAUGUAUGUAUAGGUUUUGAAAUUUUUUUAAAAGGGGAUAAAGACUGUUAAGAGGAGGCUAUUUGAUGACAUAUAACACUUGAAUAUUUUAUGCCUCAUUCUGUUUAUCAGUUCUCGCAAUCUGUAUAAAUGCAUUUUAGAACUGAUAGACAGUAAACUUGAAUUUAUCUUUGAUAAGAAUACAUGCCACUGUACAUUCAGAUAUUAUUUAAAUUUGCAAACACAUUGUUCUAUAUGUAAGGGUACUGUAUGUAAAACUCUUUAUUAAAACUAUUCCACAUAUCCUAAAAUUUCAGCUUGCCUUUUUGCGGCCUUAUAUUUUGAUGUAAAGAUUAAAAGAAUGUGCAAAACAGUCAGAAAUUUUUUGCCUUUUGAGAUUCUCCAACUUGACAAAUGUGCCAAAGAUCAACAGACGGAAAAUAUAGUCCUGUGUAUUUACUUGUCAUACUUUAACUUUGUGGAAGAUCUUACUGAUAAAUGAAAAGCUUUAGCAGAGGUGGUUUUGUGGGGUAAUUGCUUAAAUUUGCAUAUCAAAGUAAAAAAGUAGUGCCUGUAUUCCAUGUGUGGAGGAAAUUUACUAAUGUCUGUGUUUUAUGAUUAAUACUAUUAUUUUUCCUUUGCGUUCUGAAAUAAUGGCUCUAAUAUUUUCCCUGUCAUGCCUUCAUUCUAGACAUUGAAUUUAUAUCUUCUUUUUUUCAGAUACGGAGCAAAUAGCAUCCUUAACCUAUGAAUAAUGGUGUUGCCUAGAUUCUUGUCACACACACAGAAGACCCUUUGUACCUAGUAACAUUCAUCCUCUCGAUUCCUGGUGAAUACGGUUAAAUUUGUGCACAUUUGUUCUUGUUUCUAAAAAUGAGAUCAGUUUAUUUGUUAUCCAUCAAAUUGAAAAUUCCAUUAUUAGAUUACUGCAGUUUUUGCUCUGCUUAUAUGUAUAUGAACUGGAAAUCUGAAUUUUUAAAUUUAGAUCUUUAAAUCAAAUUAUUUUUAUGCAUAUUUUCAUUUAAUAUAGAGUAUAUCAAUCGAUUGAAGUCUUUCACGACUAGUAGGCUGAGCCUUUUCUUCUUUAAGAGAGUGAAUUAGUUUCUGAGAAGUCAAUCCAUUGUGAAAAGUUUCAGAUGAGAUUAUUUUCUGUCCUUUUAGUCUUUUUAAGUAUCACUAUAUGUAUUUAAAUAGAAGCAAUAAACUAGAGAGAGUGUUUCUUCAAAUGACAAUGUUUUAUUUGCCACCCAGGCAGAACAGAAUGAGCAUUGGUAGAGAAGGCUCCUUCUUGGUAUGUUACUGAUGUACUUCCUCAUACUUGUUUGUGGUUCUACUGACUUAUUUCCAAACUUAAGAGUAAUGUACUUUGAAAACGACUUGGUUAUUCUUUAAAUUUCAGGUAAAACCCCUUUUCCUAACACUCAUUUCCACUGUCUUACUUCCUCUCAGAUGUUCGUAUUUCACAUGUUCAAAAUGAAGCAUACUAUUUCCCCUCCAAUAAACGAAGUAUCCUGCCAACUUCACUGUCUCCGUUAAUAACGUUACCCUAAGAGUCCAGACUUCAGACACUGAGUCCUCCCUCAUAUCCAUAUCAUUAAAACGGAUAAUGUUGUCUUCUUCUCAAUCCUACUGAAAGUCUAACAUUUUUUAUAAAAUAAUGUCAUGAAGAUAUUACUACUGGCCUCUGAAACUGUAACUUUGCCUUUAUUCUAAUUCAUCAAAAUUGUCACUGCCAGACUGUUCCAUGCAUUGUAUGUUACCUGCAGUAUCUAAUUUGUUCAUAAAAUAAGGUAAAAUGGUCAUUUUCUAGACGAGGCUGAGGGUUAGAGACAUUUAGAAACUUAUCUUGGAUAAGACAUAAGGGGGCGGGUUCAGGAUUCAAAUCCUGUGCUAUUCAAGUUCAUAGUCUCUUUCCAGCAUAUGUGCUUCAACUAUUAUUGUCAUUUCAGUUUUCUGCUCUGGAAUGUCUAGUGACUCCCUCUUUCAAACCAUAUCAGGUCUUUGUAAUCUGGAUCUUUUGCAAUUUACAUAAUCCUCAAAGUUAUUUAAAUGUGACCUCACUGUUCAAUGGACUACACUUGUUUUCCUUUAUUACCUUCAUAUUGUUUUCCUCUUCUGGAAAAUUCUCAACUGUUUGUUGUCCCUCUGUAAACCCAGAGAAUCCUUCAAACUUCAGUUCUCUUCCUAUAAGAAGUAAUCCAUUGCUGAAAGCCUUUCAUGGUAUCCUGCAUUGUAGCAAGCUAUGGAGGAACUACAUCAAUGAUUAAUAAUAUAGUGGAACAGGCAUGAACUUUGCAGUCUCUUGAACUCAAAUUUUCACUCUGGCAAUUUACUAGCAGUGUGAUCUUUUGGAACUUUACUGUCCUUAUCUGUAAAAUGGGAAUAAUGCCCAGCUUAGAGCCUUGUUUUGAGAAUUAAGUAAAGCAAAUAAAGUACCUAGAAGCUGUUA